This is a messenger RNA of Endocarpon pusillum Z07020, 1566 nucleotides long. Its product is annotated as Protein pns1. Gene Ontology annotation, biological process: transmembrane transport. The coding region runs from base 1 to 1566 and encodes 521 amino acids. The transcript has 2 exons. The record is from RefSeq and is a predicted model, not a curated record. NCBI's taxonomy places the organism in Eukaryota, Fungi, Ascomycota, Eurotiomycetes, Verrucariales, Verrucariaceae. Gene Ontology annotation, cellular component: plasma membrane. Gene Ontology annotation, molecular function: transmembrane transporter activity.
AUGGCGCAACUUCAGGGAGAGGCAGCUGGCUACUACAACAACCUGCCUCAGUCUGGCUAUCAACCACAACAAGCCCAAGGGAUGAAGUCGGGCUAUGCGCCGCCAACAUAUGGUCAGGACUUUCACAUGUCGCAGGACAAUAAACAGAGCUUUGAGCAGACCUUCAAGGUCCAAAAGCCCAAGCUGAACGAUUUGUGGGCUGGUAUUCUGCUCAUCCUCAUCUUCCUGGGCUUUGUUGCGGUCUCAGGCCUCACCUUACACUCGUAUUCGACCCAUCAUUCCUUUUCUGGCGGCGGUAUUUACAGCGGCGCAAAUGACUUCUCUCUCAACACCAAUACCCUAAUCCUCUUCGUGUUCGUGCUAAUAUUGGCGUUCUUCGUAUCACUGGCGUAUUUCAUGGCAGCACGUGCUUUUACGAAACAGUUUAUCUGGAUCACUGGCUUCCUCAACUGCGUUCUGGCACUGGGGACUGCGAUCUAUUACCUCUAUCGCAAACAAUGGGGAGCCGGUAUCGUCUUUCUGAUCUUCUCCGUUUUCGCUAUCUUGUUCUUUAUCAGCUGGAUACCCCGGAUUCCCUUCAGUGUUGUCAUGCUUCAGACUUGUAUGGACGUUGCGAAACGCCAUCGCGGAGUCUUCAUGACCAGCCUACUUGGUGGCGUUGUCUCCAUCGCUUUUGCGGCCUGGUUCUCUGUGACUUUGGUGGCUAUUUAUGUGGCAUACGAACCUGGCAAUGCUGGGUCAACCGCGAAUCCCGCCUGCAGCCGCUCUGGUUCCUGCUCGACCGCCAAAGUCAUUGGGCUCGUGGUCUUCGUCACUUUUGCUGGCUACUGGGUCACCGAGUGGAUCAAGAACACGAUUCAUACUACCGUCGCCGGUGUCUACGGAAGUUGGUAUUUCUGCGCAGGAAAGCCCGGAGGUAUGCCCAGCGGCUCUACUCGAGGUGCAUUCAAGCGUGCGACCACAUAUUCAUUUGGCAGUAUUGCUUUUGGAUCGCUGAUCGUCGCAAUCAUCAACAUGCUCCGCCAGGCUUGCAGCAUUGCGCAACACCAGAGUGCUCAAGACGGCAACAUCAUUGGCAGCAUCAUGUUCUGCUGUCUCAGCUGCAUUAUUGGCCUCCUCGAUUGGGCAGUCACACUUUUCAAUCGAUACGCUUUCAGCCACAUUGCUCUUUACGGCAAGCCAUACAUCCCUGCUGCUAAGGAUACGUGGAAGAUGAUGAAAGAUCGAGGGAUUGAUUUGUUGAUUAAUGACUGCCUGACUGGACCUGUCUUGACCAUGGGAAGUCUGUUCGUAGCUUAUCUCUGCACAUUGCUUUCGUACCUGUACCUGGAGUUCACCAACCCCGCAUAUAACGACGGAAGGACGUUCACUCCUGUCAUCAUGGCAUUCGCAUUCCUGAUCGGCCUACAAGUCUGCCAGAUCUUCCUAACGCCGAUCGCUAGUGGGAUUGACACACUCUUCGUUGCUAUGAGUUGGGACCCGGAGGUCCUGGUCAAAGAGCACCCUGAUCUUUAUGCAAACUUGGUCCGAGUCUACCCGCACAUACAGAAUGCAAUUCAUGCAUAG